Molecule: messenger RNA, 1440 nt
Organism: Ipomoea nil (Japanese morning glory)
Lineage: Eukaryota; Viridiplantae; Streptophyta; Magnoliopsida; Solanales; Convolvulaceae
Product: histone-lysine N-methyltransferase SETD1A-like
Exons: 3
Coding region: 1-1440 (479 amino acids)
Source: RefSeq, a predicted model, not a curated record
AUGACAGACUCUGACAGUCAGAAUGCCUCGAUCGCGGAUUAUGACGAGGAGGUCGAGCAUCUCAGCGAUGAGGAGGUGGACAUCAUGUCCUACUCCCCCGAGGUUAUCUACCGAUCGGUUCCAACCCCCGAGCGGGCCGCCGAACAAGAUAAGUCCUCCAGCUCUUCCAGGUCGUCGAGCUCCAGCUCAAGCGGAUCGGGGAGUUCCGGCGAAGAAGAAGAAGAAGAAGGAACUACGUCGGGUAGACAAGGACCUCCAACCGAAGGCGUUAGGGAAACGCCUACCCGGGUGGUUGGGGACCACCCAGAAGCUGUUCAACGACGAGGCGUCCGGGAAAGUACUCCCGAGUCGGCCGAGGAAGAUGCUGCUGGGCCGGCCGCACCCGCAGUCGUGGUGUUCGAGUUCUUGAACAGCGAGAAUGUCGAACAGCAAAUGAGCCGGCUGACCAAAGCUAUGGCGGAGUUCGGUGACGAAGAUGCCCCCCUUCCCCCGCCCGCCAAGAUCUCCCUUGGUGGCAAGAAGAAGGCGAAGGCGAAGCCCGCCGGGGAAAAGGAGAUCCCCUCGGCCCGACCACUAAGUACCUCGACCGUGACGACGGGCAAGGGCUUUAUCGUCGAGCCCUCCGACGUCCUGAUCACCCGGGUGGAAGUCGCCCAGGGCAAGGAGAAGGUCCCCGACCGAGGCGUGACCGAGGUGGGCGGCAUGAAACGCCGCCGCGAACAACGCAGCCCGAGCCCUUCGGUCGGGCGAGAAAGGGACGUUACGUCCAUACUGGCCCGGAUCGGCAACGCCGGGCCAGCUAGGGAGGAUUUGGGGAAGAUGACCCCGACCCAAGUGGCCGAGAAGAUUGGCUACGAUCUGGCCGAGAUUUCCCGAGCGGCCCAACUCCUUCAAGGUCGGGCCAUGCUGGCCGAAGAAGCCGACCACCACAAGAAAACGGCCGCUCGUCGCUUGAAGGAAAUCAAGGACAUCCAGGCCGAGCUAGAGAAGGCCCAGAAGGGCCUGAAAAAGAGCGAGGAAGACCGGGUCCUCGCAGAGAAAGUCGCCCAACGGGCGAUCGGGGAGGCGAAAGAGCUGAAGGCCCGGCUCGAUAAUCCGAGCGAGCUGGUGCAGACUGUCUUCAAGGACAGCGAGUCGGGCUCAGCGUUUCUCACGGCGGCCCGGGGAACUAAGGUCGGAGAGGACCUGAUCGUCUCCUUCGGCCGAUGGGCGUUCAAGUCCGGGCAACGCAAAAUGCUUGAGCGGGCCCGUACCCGGUUGGAGCAAGCUCUCGACGGAGAGGAUCUUCAGCUGGUCCUGUCGGCUUUACCCCCGGACCUAGCCGACCCCGGCCCCUCCCCCUUCGCUCCCAAGGAAAAGGCGGCCGAGCCUGGGGCGUCGUCGGCGGCCACUUCGAGCGGGAAGGAGGCAGCUGCCGGAGCUCGGGAAUUGAAGAAGUAG